Naegleria lovaniensis is the source of this 1392-nucleotide messenger RNA. RefSeq lists its product as uncharacterized. The transcript has 2 exons. NCBI's taxonomy places the organism in Eukaryota, Heterolobosea, Eutetramitea, Acrasida, Naegleriidae. The coding region runs from base 1 to 1392 and encodes 463 amino acids. The record is from RefSeq and is a predicted model, not a curated record.
AUGACCCUCAUCUCCAUAUUGAAUCAUCCCAACGAAAGUGUUCUCGGAUACAGCUUGGUACGUCUUGUUGGAAAAGUCUUGUCCGGAUCAGCACAAACACUCACGAUAAUACAAGAUCCAGGUAAUAAGAAAACGAAAUGGGAAAUUAAAGGAGGAUAUUUUAAGGCUUUGAUCUUGCUCAAGGAAGGAGCAAAUCAUUUAAAGCUUCUAUGUGAUACGGAUGAGGAGAAAUCGCCUCCUCCGUUGCAAUGGACUCUUACGUAUGAUAGCUCUCUCAUCAAUACCACAGAGUAUACUUCGAGAAAUAUUCAACGUGUAAGACCGGUGUAUGUGUAUUGCCGAGAUCAUGAUGGCUCGUUCCAUACAAUGAAGGACGGUAAGACAGGAGGUAAUGAUUUAUCGGCUGCCAUUCGAAAGAUGCAAAUUGCUGCAUUGCUGUUGCAAACUUUCUGUGCCGAGGCGUUGAAAAGUCAAAAAACCUUUGCAUUGGAAGUUGACAAGACUGAUUCAAGUUUACCUCAUGUGACUGUAUUGCAAUUGAAACAUUGGAAAAGAGAAGAUUUGGCCAGCUUAUCCAACGAUUGGGAACAAGACGGAGGUUUUGCUGGGUAUAAUGCUCUCCUUUCAGAGUUGAACGAGUAUGAUCAAAAUAAUUCGAGCGUGGUCUAUUUUGCAAUACUGGGAGGUUCGUUCUAUAAUCCUGUGACAAAAAAGACAAGAAUGGCCACUGCGUUGGGAGGUGGUAAACUGGGUCUUUUCGCUGAUGUUGCCUUGCAUACAUAUCCCUCAAGUGUAGAUGAAAUAGUCGCGUGUUGGCAAGACUCACGUCGGGUUGAUGUCAACCAAGUGAGAGAUGACAGCUGUGGAAGAGGAACCUUUUGGGCAAAUUUUGCAACUUGCUUGGGGGCAAGUAUGCAUGAGGUUGGUCACUGUUUUGGAUGCCCUCAUACUCCUGGUGUAUUCACUGGAGUUUCAAAAUGUAUGAACAAUACAUGCAGUAUCAAUGAGUCUUCAUUGAACAACGAAUGCUUUUCAAGUCGCAUUCAACAAGACUCCUCUUCCUUGAAAGACGCACACUAUUAUGUCAUUGGCCCAGACGUUAUUAACCGAUCAAGCUUUGAGAAUGUGAGAGGAAAAGAGUGGUUAGAGAGACAUGGUGACCGACCAUUUGCAACAUUCACGGAACAAUCCAGAAAUGAGGAAGAAAUUAUGUUAUUCGAUUCAGGACGGAAUAUGUUAUUGAGAUUAACCAUGACUAUGGUUCAUUGGAAAAUGAAUAACCCUGAGGCUGUGACAUGGAAUUUUCUUGGUAAUGGUUAUCCUCUUUUUCUAUCAAAUCCAGAUCACAAGAAAAUUAUUGAAGCACAUUGUUGUGUCAUUAGAAAUGAUUAA